Molecule: messenger RNA, 3209 nt
Organism: Phialemonium atrogriseum
Lineage: Eukaryota; Fungi; Ascomycota; Sordariomycetes; Cephalothecales; Cephalothecaceae
Exons: 1
Coding region: 312-3209 (965 amino acids)
Source: RefSeq, a predicted model, not a curated record
GGGGUACGUAUGGAUUACAGCAGGCAACUCCCAGCUAUUUUGACGAAUCACGACUGCGUGUGUGGUGUUGUGGCGCAUGCUGCGCCCCGUCUUCACAGGGGAUAUGAAUGCCUAAGGCAACUACCCCGUGAGCUCCCUGCUAUAUAAGCCGUCACACCCCCUCCUACCCCUGGCUCUGAACUUGUCCCCCUUUCCUCUCCUUUUCAUGCUUUCAUCAAAGACGGACUUUCACAACCAUCAAGCUAGCAACUGCCUUUAUCCUGAGUCAACUGGAACAACUGGAACCUGCAAGUCAUCAUCUAUAUCGGAUCAUGGCAACACUCAGCAGUGUCUUCACCGAGACUCUCCAUGAGAUCACCACCAUCAAGCUCGACGAGCUAUCCAAGCGACGAGCCGCCUUUGACGCAACCAAGUCGGCCGUGCUGUCAUGCAUCGAAAACAUCGUCGAUCCCAUCAAGCGUGUUAGAACUCUGAGUGAUGGCGUCAAGAAGUGCUUCUCCAUCAUGACUGACAAGGGAGGCAAGGUGGUGAAGGACCAGACCAAACAUCAACGUCUGGAGACGGAGAUCAAGAACCUCGACCGCUUCUUAGCACAGGCAGACAAUGACCCCUCCGUCUCAGCGGAGAUGAUCGGAAGUUGGGAGCGGUCCUUGAGGCGACACCUCGAUAUGCUAUCGCUGAAGUACCAAUAUGCUUCCCUCUACGGCGAACUGGUGACGGAGCGGCUGGCGGAUGGCAAGGGUGCAGAAGAAGUGUUCCGGGGUGAUGUGGAGAUGGGCGAAGCAUUUGAGGAUGUGGGAAACGCCACGAAGUUGGAGGCGAGGAUGGAGUGGGAGGAGACUGUGUUCAAGUCGGCCGACAUCGACGUUGAGGUGCUCUCCAAGUAUCUUGGCUGGCUUUUUGGUGUUGGCUCCAAGAAUCCCGAAAAAGAAAAAGUCCUCGACGCACUCAAGGAGCUUCGCGACGGAGUGGGCAAGUUUGAAUCAGAGCUUGCCAGGCCGAGUCAAUUCACAAAUCAGACACUCGACUGGGUUAUCAACGGGCUCUUGGCGUCCGGCUUGCUCCCGGAUGAAAAGCAGCAGGUCCUGAAGGACUUCCUCGGCAAUCCGACAAUCCUCACCGAGAUCGCCCAUGUGCUCAACAUGCGCCUCAAUGCGUUGGACUCGUGGUCUUGGGGCGCUGCUGGAGUCCCAGUGGAGCAGCGACGCAAGAUCAGCGGCGUGUACAACAUGGACAUGCACGAGGACAUACUCCAGGCCAUCUUUUUGCAGUACAUCGGCGUGAAGUGGUCUAUAUUCAUCAAGGAAGCCCUAAAGGAAUUUCGCGGAUACAAGGGGGCCUGGAAGUCCAUGCGCCCUGACAUCCCAAGCCUCGACAGGAAGAGGCUCGAAUACUACCUCGGCGACAUUCCCAGGGGCCCUUGCAUACAGACAGCGCGACAGAGUUUGCAUCGGAAGAAUUUUAUGUGCCACCUUCCGGACCAUGAGUGGGAACAGGCGGAUAUUGCAGAGGGUGAGGAGGCGGCCGAGUUUGAAGAAUUCGCAGCGGCACAGCCCGAGGCCAGUAAAUGCGCAAGAAAGUCGGCGCCCUCAUUUAUUGGAAGGAGCACCAAGGCUUUAAUUGCCCGGGGUGCAGUGAGGCACAGACGAAUUAUUCAGGAAAAAGACUGGGACGACGAAAACCCUGGAUGGGACGAGGAGGACUAUGACGAGGAUGCGCCCAAAACCCCGAUGCAGCGUCAGCAGCGUUUGCUCCAUCUGCUCUCCGCCGAGAUUGCCAUCAACACUAGAUUGCAUGGGGAGAUCACGGCUUUUCACUCGGUCUUCGCAGACUGGGACCAGCUCCUACCCCACGAGACGAUUCUGACCUUGAUGAGGUUCCUCGGCGUCUCAGACACGUGGCAGGCCUUCUUCGCCAGGUUCCUUGCGGCCCCCCUGAAAUUCGUCGAAGACGACGCGUCGACCCCUGCGCGAACCCGACGACGCGGCACGCCAUCCUUGCAUGCCCUGAGUGACUUUUUCGGCGAGACCGUGCUGUUCUGUCUCGAUUUUGCCGUCAACCAGACUACGGCUGGGAAGCCACUCUGGCGGAUCCACGACGAUAUCUGGUUCUGGGCCUCGGACCACGCCGUCGCGGUCAAGGCAUGGAAGACGGUGUCUGACUUUGCUCAAGUGACCGGGACGUCUGUCAACGCAGGCAAGACAGGAACUGUUCGCAUCGCCCUGGACCCCGACGCCAGCCCCGCCAUCGAUGCGUCCCUGCCCCGGGGCCAGAUCCGCUGGGGUUUCCUGCAGCUAUGCCCCCGGACCGGCCGGUUCGAGAUUGACCAAACCAUGGUAGACGCGCACAUCACCGAGCUCCGCAAGCAGCUGCUCCGGAACAAGCGGUUGAGCAUCCUGGGCUUCGUGCAGAUCUGGAACUCGUACGCCGCCACCUUCUUCACCGCCAACUUCGGCCGGCCGGCCAACUGCUUCGGGCGGUCCCACGUGGACUCCAUCCUAGCGACGCACGCGCGCAUCCAGCGCAAGACCUUCGCCGGCGCCAACGAGGCAGGCAGCGUGGUGCAGCACCUGAAGGACCAGCUGGCGCUCCGCUUCGGCAUCGCCGACGUGCCCGACGGCUACGUCUUCCUCCCCGCCGAGCUGGGCGGCCUGGCGCUGCGGGCGCCGUCCAUCCCGGCGCUGCUGAUCCGCGACGCCGUGCUCGGGGACGCCGAGGAGCCGUUCGAGGAGCUGCGCAGGUCCGAGCGAGACGCCUACGCUGCCGCCAAGGCGGCCUUCUUCCACGCCGGCGAGGGCGCCGCCGCCCGGCAGGGCUCGAAAAGGGCGCCGCCCGAGGGGGAUCGCGAUGACCCUGAGGAGAUCUUCAUGGGCUUUGAGGAGUUUGUGCGCUGGCGCGAAGAGUUUGAGUUCGAGGAGCACGACAUGCAAGUUCACGAUGUCUUCAGGGUCCUGAUGGAGCGGCCGACGGAAGAGAGCGUUGAGGAGAAUGGGGGCAAGGUACUGAGUGCGCUUGGCGGGUUGGAAGGUAUUGGCGGGGGGAUUGCGAAAAGCUGGCGCACCCUGGAGCCAUACUGGAAGUGGAUUGCGAUGAUGUAUGGCCCGGAGAUUGUGGACCGAUUUGGAGGAUUAGAUAUCGUCGAUCCGGGCCUGUUGCCAAUGGGGAUGAUGAGCUUGGUUCGGGACAAGAGGGUGACUUGGCAGGGGUAA